AUGGUGUUGUACUUCGAAAGCAAAGUGGUGGAUCCUCCUGUUACAAUUUAUAUGGGCAAGGACAAGUUUGAAAAUGAGGACCUUAUCAAGUAUGGGUUUCCUGAAGAUGUCUGUGCGCACGUUUAUGUUCGAUUGGAGCCGGGUCAAACUUGGGAUGACAUUCCAGCCGCUGUUGUUGAAGACUGUGCACAGCUAGUAAAGGCCAACAGUAUCGAAGGCAACAAGAGGAACAACAUCACCGUGAUAUAUACUCCAUGGGACAAUUUGAAAAAGACACCCGGCAUGGAAACUGGUCAGGUCACCUUUUACAACCAUAAGAAGGUGCGACGCGUGCAUGUAGAGAAGCGAAUCAACGAGAUUGUCAACCGGUUAAAUAAGACCAAGCAAGUGCGUGAAGUGGAUUUGAUGCAUGAAAAGAUCCAGCGAGAAAAGAUUGAUCGUAAAAAAGCGCGUCAAGAUGAAUUAGUAAUGAAAGAAGAAGCACGAAAGUUGGCUGAAGAAAAGAGAAAGGCUGAAAAGGAGAUUCAAGACAUGUUUGAUGAAAACAAAAUGCAUAGCAAUUGGCGAGAACAUGAAGUGGAAGAUAUCAAUGCAGCUGAGGAAGAUUUCAUGUAA
Messenger RNA from Lichtheimia ornata, 615 nucleotides. RefSeq lists its product as uncharacterized. The transcript has 5 exons. NCBI's taxonomy places the organism in Eukaryota, Fungi, Mucoromycota, Mucoromycetes, Mucorales, Lichtheimiaceae. The coding region runs from base 1 to 615 and encodes 204 amino acids. The record is from RefSeq and is a predicted model, not a curated record.